Molecule: messenger RNA, 186 nt
Organism: Penicillium samsonianum
Lineage: Eukaryota; Fungi; Ascomycota; Eurotiomycetes; Eurotiales; Aspergillaceae
Exons: 2
Coding region: 1-186 (61 amino acids)
Source: RefSeq, a predicted model, not a curated record
AUGGACUCUGCAUUCAAGGUCGUUAGAUAUCACCGCUACCAAGUGAACGACCAGGACUACCUCGUAGUUAAUGCGGCCCACACGGGCCCGGCUGACCCGCGUAAACUCCUCCGCGCCGUUGCCGAAAGCCUACGGGCAGUUAUCCGUGACUUUGUCACUUCGGUCACCGCCCGCCGGCGUGUAUAG